Messenger RNA from Liolophura sinensis, 3614 nucleotides. RefSeq lists its product as uncharacterized. NCBI's taxonomy places the organism in Eukaryota, Metazoa, Mollusca, Polyplacophora, Chitonida, Chitonidae. Gene Ontology annotation, cellular component: membrane. Gene Ontology annotation, biological process: G protein-coupled receptor signaling pathway. The coding region runs from base 647 to 2938 and encodes 763 amino acids. Gene Ontology annotation, molecular function: G protein-coupled receptor activity. The record is from RefSeq and is a predicted model, not a curated record. The transcript has 2 exons.
GCUGUCACUUGAUCCUUUCGGCAGGGAACAAGCCCUUGCGUGUACGCGAUCUGCAGGCGAUUUGGAGUGGCCGAGAAAAUAAGAAAUGUGACUAAGCAGCGUGCAGGCGGGUGGCUUUCGGCCAAACAUGUAUGGCUCAGUAAUUAUCUCGCCUCCCGCUGAUAAUUAUGAGGAUAUUCGUGUUAUGUUGACGGACCUGUCAGUUCCGAGUUCGGGUCGUCUGCUCUGAAAAACAACUAUCGUCUGUCAGCUUCAGGGGAAUUUGUUCCAGGCAGUCGUGAAGAAGUCAAAUGAGUGGAGUAAGCUGUUAUCAACCGUAAUACACACUGGCUCUGUUCACGGUAAAGAAAGACGGGGUUUUAUAAUACUACGAUUACGUUUGUGGUAGGCCUACACAGGCUCAGUGAGAGAUGAGACGGAUUGAACAGGGAGCUUGCAGGUCUAAGCGGUUCCUUGAUUGUCAGCUGGCGUGAUAAAUUAUUGAUGUCAACAACUGUGGAAAGGUGAGCGCGUGUAAAUGAAUAUUGACCCUUUAAAGAUAGUGUAAACAUCACCUUCGAUAAUGGAUGUCUCCUGAAAGAGUAUCGGGAAAAGUGAAAAAGGCAGUGAUCUGUUUGAAAGCCUAUGUACUGAUGACCGGAAUGAAAUGAGGAUGGAAGAUGCUGUGAAUAGCUCGAUACCAUGGAUGGAAAACACUCAAGGUCAGCUUGUAGCAGCAACCACUUUCAUUUGGAUUUUCACUACUGUCGGAUUUUUUGGAAACUGUCUACUGAUUGGUUGUUUAUUGAGGAACAGGAAGGAUCGCUGGAAAGCCUUGACGUUAUUUACAGUAAACCUUUGUGCAGUGAGUUUAUUGGACUGUGUGGUGAAUCUGUCAGUCAUUGUCAGCACAAGUUUAGCCCAGUCAUGGAUAUACAAUGCUUCGGUCUGUCAGUUUCAUACCUUUGCAAUACAGUUGCUUAACAUUCAGAUUACGCUAGCUUUGACAAUUCUUUCGAUUGACAGAUGUGUGGCAGUUAAAGACUGUGGGCAGUAUUCAGAGAUUCUGUCCUUCAAAAAGAUCUUAGGCAUGAUAGCUUACACAUGGAUCCAAGCUUUAGCAAUGUGUUUCCCUAUCAUCACUGAUGUAAUUCCGUCCACUUUUUACCCAUCAAAGUAUUUAUGUUUUAUUGCUAGUGAAGUACCUUUACUGUAUGUAAUAUUUAUGUGCCUGUUGUGUUUUAUUAUACCGUUUUUUGUAUUGACUGGAGUUUAUAUAUAUAUUCUUAAAGUGGCUGUUUUAGAGAAAUCCAGAGAUAACCUUCAACAUGGAAAUCUUUAUGACAUGGAUCAACACCAGACUUUGAAAACCAAAGAAUUACACCAAAGCAGAUUUGCCUUUUUUACCUUUUUGAUGUGGUUACUUUUGUAUGUUCCUUAUUUGUUGGCAAACUUCUAUGAAAUGGGACACAACAGUGCAGAAGUUUUAAAUAGUGAUCAUGUUGUAAUGAAGUUUUCAUUACCAAGUGAUGUAGACACAAUUUUGACAUGGGCAAGAUGCAGCUUUCCUGCUGUGUUUGCUGUUUUUAGCCUCUGUCGAAAGGAACUUCGCAACAUUGCCAAAACACUUUUCACAUGUCGAAGAAACAACUCUGUUGUAGACCUUGAUAGUGCUUCCAGAGGGCAAAUGUUGGACAGGCAAGGGAAGCCUAAACUGCAUGUAAGCAUUGGGAAGUUAAGGGAAAAACAUCUUGCUCAAGGCAAGGAAUCACCUUUAACUCCAACAACAUUUCAGGUUCCUGUACUCUUUGCUACAUCUAAAGGUAUCCACUUGCACAAGUUUGACCAAGAGAAAGACAUAACAGGUGCAGAUAUUUACUAUACAAAGACAUCUGUUCAGUCUCCAGAUAUCCCAGCGGGUGAGGUAACAAAGUGUGAUGUGCUCGGCUCUCAGUCUGACUUAAUUCAAGUUGAGGAUGAUACCAGUGACUAUGACUCCAGUAAUGAGGCAGACAGAUUUUCUGUCUCUAAUCCUGUCUCCUUGAAAAGACCCGAGCCUACAAUGGUGGAAGGCAUUCACAGAUCGCUGUCUAACCCAGAGGUUGGCAGAAUUAAGCGUAAUAUGGUGAGACCCUUUGGAGAACCUGUGCAUGGGAAAGAACGUGGUGUCAUGCCAAGUGACUCUGGUAUAGACAUCAGUAGUAGUGCUGGUAAUAGUAUGAAGAGAAAGCAAAACUGGUCUAAAAUUAGGUCAAGUUGCCCUCCUGACACCCCGGACAAUAUGACAGAAAUGACAUUACCUUCAGUAGUAAACAGCAUAAGCAGUGUUGUUUUGGCCCAGGCUGGAGGCCGUACCUCUAUAAACAGUUGCAGGAACAGUAGCUCUGAAGCCAUACUAACCCCUGGCUCAUCGUUGAAAGAAGGUUGUUUGGACCAUCAUGAUAUUCCUUUGAAGAAUGGGCCAGUGCCAUGUAUGCAAGAUGCCUCCUGUUGCAACAGAGCAAAGAAGCAUAGAAAAAGGGAUAUUAGUUCAGUUACACAUGAGUUGCAGUCUGGAAAUGUUACAAAUGUGCAACAGGAAUGUGUAAUAACUGUUAAAGGCCAUGCAAGCAGUAUCACAAUGGACAAAGUCAAACCAACGAGAUUACAACCGUUAACAUAUUGUGUUUCUCCCUCAAAAAAAAAAUUCAAGCAUCCCAAAAACCACGGAGAUGGCGACUCAAAGUCAAACACUCUUAAUUCCUGUACACAUGGAGACAGCCUCAAUGACAAUCUUUUUAAUGACACCUUUUCCAGUACCAGUAUCUGUGGUUUUGGUACCCUUAGUUACAGGGAUGGUGACUGGAACAGACUAUCAGGACAUUUCUGCUCUCAGUGGAAUGAACAAGACAAACUGAACACACCACAACACUUACAGCCGGAGUCUGUGUCAUCAGAAAUCAGAACAUUCAGUAGUUAGCAAUUGCAGCUGAUUGGUUUCAACAUUUAGAUUCAGCUGUUUGAAGUGCACUGGCAAAGGAUCUGGGACAAUCGGAUAAACACAUAUGGUUCUGCUGGAGCAUUUGAUGGUAUGUCAGAGAUAUGUUAGAAGGCCAUCUGCUGACUUAAGAUGUAAGCCUACAGAGAGCAGGCUGUAUGACUGGUGCUGACGGACAGUUUUCAUGGAGAUAUUUUCUGUGAAAAAAAAAAAAAGAACUUGUGUGCUACUAUUUAAAACUACGUGUGUUUAUAAAGGAAACUUGUACUCUGUCCAUGACUUGAAGAUUUUAUGCUUAUGGACAUGUAUUUUAAUUUAUGUAUGAUCUACUAAAGGCUGAAGUGGUGCACAAAAAUGGUAGACGUAAAUAGAAUACUCCUGGUAAAUCAUAGAUUAAAGUUUUAUUGUAUAUAUAUAUAGGGAGUACCAUCAUGGAAUAGCUUAGAGAUUGUAAAUUUACACUGUGCAGUUUGUGUUAUUAAUGUAGCAUGAAUUCAGUAUCAGUAUAAUAUAUAUACAUGUAUAUUAUUUUGUGACAAGUUAAGCCAGCCUUAUACAGUCAUCCAUACUAGAUACAUCAGUCUUCUUUUUGCUAGAAAUCACAGGUAACGAAGUUUUGACACAAAUUUCUUUAUAUAUAUAUAUAUAAAUGCUUUUC